AUGAACGUCUCGCAACCUGUCGCCUCAUCGGUAGAAAGUGUCGAGUUCACUUUCCUCCCAACCGACGAGAUUCGAGCAGCCUCUGUCCGAAGAAUAGAAAACGACAGCACUUUUGAUACACUUCUAAACCCCGUACCCGGGGGCCUUUAUGACCCUGCUCUAGGCUCUUGGGGUGACUCCCUGUGUACGACAUGCAACCUUGGUCAGUCCAUGUGUCCCGGCCAUGCGGGCCAUAUCGAUCUUCCGGUCCCUGUCUACCACCCAGUCUUCAUGGACCAGGUCUUACGACUACUCCGCGCUGAGUGUAUCUACUGUCACCACUUCCGAUUGCCACCAAAGGAAAUCAACCGAUAUGCCUGUAAACUCCGGCUGCUUCAAUACAGUCUUAUACCGGAAGCGAUGAAAAUCGAUGCUAUUGGAGAGGACUUCCAUAGCCUAGCAUUACCCGGUCUCCCACGGGUCGACAUGGAGUGCGACGACGACGGCAAGUCUGCGAUCGACAAUGUGUCUCGAGCGAGAAGCAUCUACGUACAGCAGGCACUGCAAAACCAAAGAGUUCUGACCGGCGAUAUCCGCAAGGGUAAACACGAGGGUGCUUCCGAGCUUCGCCGAGAACUAGUUCAGCAAUUUUUAAAGGAUAUUGUUGUUGGAAGACAGUGUGCUCGCUGCAAAGGCAUCUCGCCUAGCUACCGAAAAGACCGCUCUGUUAAAAUAUUUGAAAAACCACUGAACUCCAAGGAGCAGGCAAAGAUGGCGGCAGGACAAUUUAAGGCUCGCGAUGCCCUGACGCUUCGACCAAAGAGCCAACGGUCUAACGAUACCACCGUUUCUGACGAAGGUAUUGCCGACAUCAGUCUCGAUUCUGGUAGCGAGGAUGGCAGCGACGUGCACGCGGACGCAUUGGAUGAAUAUGGCAACGUUGUUCACAAACCGGUUACAAACAAGCCGACAUCUCCACAGCUCCAGCAACGCUACAUUAGCACCCAGGAGGUUCUUGAGCGGCUACGCCUUCUCUUCGCCAAUGAACAGGACGUUCUGCAACUCAUCUACAACUCCAGGCCGCGUGGUCGUCACGCGCAGUCCACACCGGAUAUGUUUUUCAUUCAAGCCCUGCUUGUCCCCCCGAACAAGUAUCGGCCAGAGGCGCGCACCGGCGAUGCACAAGUCACCGAAGCCCAGCAAAAUUCCCUUUACAAAGCGAUCCUUGGAGCAUCUUUUCGCGUGGCUGAGAUCCACCGCGAGAUAUCUGACGCAGCAACAAAGACCCCAGGUCGUUUCUCAAGGGAUAUUUUGUCUCUCCACGAGGCCUGGUCAGAACUCCAGAAUUCUGUCAACUCCCUUAUAGACAGUACCAAAAACCCAGCCCAAGGUCAAAACGCCAAGCGGAUCGAGGACGGCAUCAAACAAAAAUUGGAAAAGAAAGAGGGGCUCUUCCGAAAGAACAUGAUGGGUAAACGCGUCAAUUUCGCAGCCCGCAGCGUCAUCUCACCUGACCCAAACAUCGAAACAAACGAGAUUGGUGUCCCGCCCGUUUUUGCACGCAAGCUUACAUACCCCGAACCCGUAACAAGUCACAACUUCAAGGAACUUCAACAGGCCGUUAUCAAUGGCACAGACACUUGGCCUGGGGCGUCUGCGAUCGAAAAUGACAAUGGGCAGGUGGUCAAUCUGAGAGGGAAAUCUUUGGAAGACAGAAUGGCUCUCGCAAACCAGCUCCUAGCGCCUUCCAACAGCGGAAGUUCCACCAUGAGGGGAAAGAAAGUUUAUCGGCACCUUAGCAACGGUGAUGUGGUUCUUAUGAACCGCCAGCCCACCCUUCAUAAGCCGUCCAUUAUGGGUCACCGAGUCAGAGUUUUACCCGGUGAGAAAACCAUCCGUAUGCAUUAUGCAAAUUGCAACACAUACAACGCGGAUUUUGACGGUGAUGAGAUGAACAUGCAUUUCCCACAAAACGAAAUCGCACGUGUUGAGGCAUUACAGCUUGCGGACACAGAUCACCAAUAUUUGUCUGGCACACAAGGCAAACCACUGCGAGGUCUCAUCCAGGAUCACAUUUCCAUCUCAGUCUCACUCUGCGGCAAGGACACCUUUUUCCACAGAGGGACAUACCAGGAUCUUGUCUAUAGCGCACUGCGCCCUGAGAGCGGUCACAUUUUGGGGGACCGCAUUGAACUUGUCAGUCCUGCCGUCUUAAAGCCUGUGCCUAGAUGGACUGGUAAACAGGUGAUCACAACGAUCCUAAAGAACGUCAAGCCGCCAAACUGUGCUCAUCUUUGGAUGAGCGGCAAGAGUCAAGUUCCCGAAAACAGGUGGGGUUCACAUACGGAAGAGGGUUAUAUUGAGUUCCGAGACAGCGUCUUAAUCUCCGGUAUUCUCGAUAAAGCUCACCUUGGACCGAGCUCUGGUGGUUUCAUUCAUGCCGUCCAUGAAGUUUACGGCGCCUCGGUUGCUGGGAAGGUUUUGAGCUGCAUGGGUCGUUUGUUAACACGACUACUCAACAUGCGGGCCUUCACUUGCGGAAUUGACGACCUGCGGUUGACACCGGAAGGCGAGGCCAACCGUAGUCGGGAGCUGAAUGGAGCUCAAGAUGCUGGGCUAGGAGUUGCUGCAGCCUAUGUCAGCCUCAAAGACCAAGCGCCGACAGAUAAAGAUCCCGAACUUCUUCGCCGUCUUGAGGAUGUCAUGCGAGACGACAGCAAGCAGGAAGGCCUCGACUUGUUAAUGAACAAGAUGAGUGCUAGCGUUUCAAGCAACGUGACCAAGGCAUGUCUCCCGGUUGGCCUUGAAAAGCCGUUUCCCCACAACCACAUGCAAGCCAUGACCAUCUCUGGUGCCAAGGGAGGCAAUGUGAACGCAAACUUGAUUUCUUGCAAUCUUGGCCAGCAGGUUCUGGAAGGCCGACGGGUCCCACUCAUGGUUAGCGGGAAGUCUCUACCAUGCUUUCCCGAAUUUGACACAAGUUUGAGAGCCGGUGGCUAUAUUGUCAAUCGCUUUCUUACCGGUAUUCGUCCGCAAGAAUACUAUUUUCAUCAUAUGGCUGGUCGUGAGGGUCUCAUUGAUACAGCAGUAAAGACAUCGCGGUCGGGCUAUCUUCAACGAUGCCUGAUCAAAGGAAUGGAGGGUCUCGAAGUGGCUUACGACUCAUCCGUUCGUGACUCCGACGGUAGCCUGGUUCAAUUCCUCUAUGGCGAAGAUGGGCUUGACGUUACCAAGCAGAAAUAUCUCACCGACUUCAGCUUUGUGCUGCAUAACCUCGAAUCCGAAAUGUCUGAUUUUAAGUUUUCCGACCCUCGGACAGCGGGGUUAUUUGAGCACAAGGACGAAUUUUUCAAGCAGAGUAAACGCAUGCUGAAGAGAUCGAACGUGAACGCAGGUUUCGCUGACGAACCGGUCAAUGCUUUGGUCAACCCUGCCAAGCACGCUUUUGCGAUGUCGGAGAAAUUUUUCGGCUUGAUGUCAACCUAUGUCCGCGAGAACAAGGACCGCCUCAUUAAGGACAAGGAAUCAAGAGGCGAUGACCAGUCUACUUCACGUCUGCCGUUCGAUCAAGCCUCGAUGGGGAAACGAUCGGUAGAGAGGGUGUUUGCUGCGAAGUACCUCCGGUCGCAGGUCGAGCCUGGCGAGGCUGUUGGCAUUGUCGCCGGGCAAUCUGUCGGUGAACCCUCGACGCAAAUGACCUUGAACACAUUUCAUUUGGCAGGGCAUUCCGCAAAGAAUGUCACACUGGGUAUUCCUCGUCUCAGAGAAAUUUUGAUGACUGCCAGUGCCAACAUUUCAACACCGGCGAUGACCCUAGUUCUUCGACCGGACUUGACACAUCAGGAAGGUGAACAUUUUGCGAAAACUAUUGGUAUGCUUCCACUCUCGCAUAUUCUCGACAAGAUAGCAGUCAAAGAGCGUGUCGCCAGAGGCAUUGGCCAUCCAUAUUCAAAGAUAUUCGACGUUCGGCUCGAUUUUUUCGCCUCGGACGAAUAUGAGGCAAUAUAUGCUGUUCAAGCGUCCGAUGUUUUGGAUACGGUUGAAAAGAGGCUUCUACCGGUGCUGCGAAAGCUCAUCACCAAGGCGACGAAGCAGAAUGAGAAAGGUCAAUCUAGCGCCAGCAUACCUGACGUCGGUGUCAAGGCAGGCGUGAUCGAAGUCUCUCGCACCGGUAACGAAGAUAGCCAUGGCAACGAUGCACAAAGGGACGACGGCAGCGAUGAUGACAAUGACGAUGGUGACAACGAUGCAACGAGUGCUAAGCAGCGCGGGAACCGAAACGAGGCUGUUUCAUACGGACCAAACGACGAGGAGGAUGAUGACAUUCGUAUUCGCAUGGAGCGGGAUGCCACGACGGAAGAAGAUCUCCCCGACGACGAAGGCUACGUGGGGAGCCCGCGGUCUGUGAUGACUCACAAUGCUCAGGCAGGCGAAAAUGAACGUGCAAAUGAUAGCGAGGCAAGCGACGAAGAAGAUAGUGCGCAACCAGGCGGAGAUGUGCAAGGCGACACGGAACAGGGUGGUUCGGAGGCUCGCCAAGCCAGGGUCAAAAGUGGCAACACCAAUAUCACACGUUUCCGUGCGGACGAAAAUGCUGGUGAAUGGUGUGAGUUUACGCUUGAACUACCUGCCGACUCUCCCAAAAUACUGAUGCUCAGUGUCGUGGAAGAUGCGGUACGACGAUCGGUAGUACGCCAAAUCCCUGGGGUGAAGUCUUGCACAUAUGUUGCCGACGAGGUUGUGAAGGACUCGCGUACUGGGAUAGAAGUUAAGGUCCCGGUCGUGCACACGGAGGGCGCCAAUAUCCGAACCAUACAACAAUUUAGCGAUUUCUUCGACCCUAACAAGUUGGCCACGAACGACAUUGUGGCCAUGUUAGAAGUUUACGGUGUUGAAGCCUGCCGGAACACCAUCAUUCGAGAAUUGAGCACAGUUUUCGUCUCUCACGGUAUCGGUGUGGACAACCGCCAUCUCAAUCUAAUUGGCGAUUUCAUGACCCGUGGUGGUGGCUUUAUGCCGUUUAACCGCUACGGUUUGAAAGGAAAUGUGAGCCCUUUUACGAAGAUGAGCUUUGAGACUACACUUGCGUUUUUGAAGGAUGCAUUGGUUGACGGUGACUGGGACGGCCUCGUUACCCCGAGUAGCCGCAUUGUGAUGGGCAGACUGGGCAAGACAGGAACAGGCUCAUUUGAUGUCUUGACCAGUGUUCCAAUACAGCACUUUGACCCGAUGCAAGGGCUUCGGACGAGCUAG
Molecule: messenger RNA, 5232 nt
Organism: Sporothrix schenckii 1099-18
Lineage: Eukaryota; Fungi; Ascomycota; Sordariomycetes; Ophiostomatales; Ophiostomataceae
Product: DNA-directed RNA polymerase I subunit RPA1
Exons: 2
Coding region: 1-5232 (1743 amino acids)
Biological process (GO): DNA-templated transcription
Cellular component (GO): RNA polymerase I complex
Molecular function (GO): DNA binding; DNA-directed RNA polymerase activity
Source: RefSeq, a predicted model, not a curated record